Hemisphaericaspora subhashii is the source of this 399-nucleotide messenger RNA. RefSeq names its product histone H2AZ (gene HTA3). The record is from RefSeq and is a predicted model, not a curated record. Bases 1 to 399 code for a protein of 132 amino acids. Lineage: Eukaryota; Fungi; Ascomycota; Pichiomycetes; Serinales; Debaryomycetaceae. Gene Ontology annotation, cellular component: nucleosome. The transcript has a single exon. Gene Ontology annotation, molecular function: protein heterodimerization activity; structural constituent of chromatin; DNA binding.
AUGUCAGGAAAAGGAAAGGUUCAUGGAGGCAAAGGUAAAUCCUCAGAAAUUGCAAGAUCGUCAACUUCUCAUUCAGCAAGGGCUGGUUUACAAUUUCCAGUUGGAAGAGUUAAAAGAUAUUUAAAGAGAAAUGUUCAAAACAAAGUUAGAGUUGGUUCAAAAGCUGCUAUUUAUUUAACUGCUGUUUUGGAAUAUUUGACAGCAGAAGUCCUAGAAUUAGCAGGUAAUGCUGCCAAAGAUUUAAAGGUUAAGAGAAUUACCCCAAGGCAUUUACAAUUGGCUAUUAGAGGUGAUGAAGAAUUAGAUAACUUAAUCAAGGCCACUAUUGCUUAUGGUGGUGUCUUACCACACAUUAAUAAAGCCUUAUUAUUAAAGGUAGAAAAGAAAAAGCAAAAAUAG